AUGUGGAGUUGGUUCGGCGGGGCCGCGGCGCAGAAGCGGAAAGAUGCGCCCAAAAAUGCCAUCUUGACGCUGCGGCAGCAGCUCGACAUGCUAAAGAAGCGAGAGAGGCAUUUAGAAUCGCAGAUGGCAGACCAGGACGCUUUGGCGAGGAAGAACAUCUCUACCAACAAGGCAGCCGCGAGGGCUGCGCUUCGCCACAAAAAGCUGCACGAGCGCGCCCUCGAGCAGACCUCCGCGCAAAUCCAACAAGUCGAGCAGCAGAUCUGCAGUAUCGAAGCCGCGAACAUUAACCAGGAGACCCUGAACGCCAUGAAGAACGCCGGUGCCGCGAUGAAACAGAUCCACGGCAACCUGACGAUCGAUAAGGUAGACGCAACGAUGGAUGAACUGCGCGAGCAGCAUGCUCUCGGGGAAGAGAUUGCGAGUGCGAUCACGAACGCGCCGAUCGGCGAGCCGAUUGAUGAGCAGGACCUGGAGGAUGAGUUGGAGGGGAUGGAGCAGGAGGCGAUGGAUGAGAGGAUGUUGAAGACGGGCAGUGUACCACUUACGGGCGAGGUAAACAGGUUUCCGGCUGUGUCGAGUGGGCCUCUGACAGGCAAAGCGGAGGAAGAAGAUGAGGAGGAAGAGCUGCGGAAGCUACAAGCCGAGAUGGCCACGUAA
Rhinocladiella mackenziei CBS 650.93 is the source of this 660-nucleotide messenger RNA. RefSeq lists its product as uncharacterized. The transcript has 3 exons. NCBI's taxonomy places the organism in Eukaryota, Fungi, Ascomycota, Eurotiomycetes, Chaetothyriales, Herpotrichiellaceae. The record is from RefSeq and is a predicted model, not a curated record. The coding region runs from base 1 to 660 and encodes 219 amino acids. Gene Ontology annotation, cellular component: multivesicular body; cytoplasmic side of plasma membrane; ESCRT III complex. Gene Ontology annotation, biological process: vesicle budding from membrane; late endosome to vacuole transport via multivesicular body sorting pathway.